AUGUCUACCAUGUCUCGCUCGACCUUGGCUGCAUUCACCUCCUUUGAGAGCCAACGGAGUUCUCCACCAGCAGUCGGUGCUCAGAAUAACCAGCAAACGCAGGAGGAGCAGCAGAACCACCACCGCCACCACCCUAUAUCACCCACUGCUAAUAAUAAUUCUAAUAAUACCUCUUCCUUCCCCUCUCCUACCCUGACAAACCCUGAUAUGAUUCUCCCUUACGACAUCGAGCGCGAAUGCUCCACCCCUUCGCCCCCUUUUCGACCCUUACAACUCCCAUCGCCAGAGCACUCUGGUUACCGUCGCAGCGUCUUACAGGCAGAGAAUAGGUUGCAUAUUUCCUCUGCGGGAAUCGGUGUAGCGGUCUCUGCAUCGAACAGCGCGCCCAACAAUUAUCAACAGCGGAACGCUCCUCCGCGCAACAAUUGGGUGUUUUCAGGGCAUGAGGUUCGCCCGCCGUUGUCGGAUAUUGGAGAGGAGGAAUCACCUACGCGUUCCAGAUGGGAUGGAGAUGACGAAGAGGCACAGGGAAACGAGAUGACUUUGGAGAGUGCGCUGGUUUUGAAAACUCAAUGGCACAAUAAAACCGAUGGGACCCUAGGGCAAGACGUUGGAUAUGGCGAUCACGAUCAUGGCAGUGCCGCGGAGGAGGAUUCUGCAAGCUGCAGUGCAUCCAGUUCGACGGUCAGUGCUCCAAGUGAGAUUCUAGACAAAUGGGAAGAGUUUCGAACAGAUCAUCAGAAUGGGGAUUCCCAUAACGGGACACAUCUAGAGAAUGCGACAAAGGAGCUCAACCAAUGUUACAGCCAAGAGAGCGACCGUUUAUCACAGGAUUUUGCGGAUGUCGAAUCUUUGAGGGAAACGAGGGAUAUGAGGGCUAUCAGAGAAGAGGGGGGAGUCGAUGGAGAAAUCGACGUGGAGAUGGAUGAUGAAAUUUCCUCUGCUAUGUUGAGCAAGGAAGCGGAACGGAUUCUUGAAAACGCAAAGAAGAGACUGACGCACAUGGAAGGUAAUCUCAGUCGAGCCCGUACUUCUUUUCGCAUGAGUCCAUCACCUUCUCUCUUGAUGGGUACAUCUCCCCUCAACCACCGUCAAUCUACGGGUAACAUGGGCAGAUCAUAUUCUAUCCUCGAGAGGCGGGCUCAAACUAGCCUCGCUGGAGCACUGAUGCGCCAAAGGGUUUCUCAAGAUUUGAGUGCGAAUAGUUCACAUUCCAGGGGCUUGAGCGAUGUAUCAGUCCAGUCAGCACAAAGUGGUGUGGCCAAUAGAGAAAAUAUGCGACCUCCAUUCCGCUCUUUCAGCGCACUUGGGUCAACGAACGCAUCGGGUUUUGGAGCAAGUGACAUCUCCCGCCAUGAUCGAUCCGAGGCUAAAACGACAUACAAAUCGCUAGUGUCUACAUUCAACUAUAUUCCUGAAGAUCCAUCUGAGCCUAUUAGUAACAACGUUUCACAAUCAGACUCUCCACAUUCAAAACCGGACUCACUGCUCGCACAACGGAAUGGUAACCUUGAAAAUACACCUCCUAAUCGUGCGAACGGCGUUCCAAAAAUCUCAUCGGUGGAGGAAUUUAAUGCCACGUAUCCAGCUAGCAUACCAUCUCGUUCCCAGUCACAGCUCCAAGUCCGCGGCCUUCAAGACCAGAUGCAGGAUCUUAAAAGCAAGAUCUCGACCCUCAAAGUUCAGGCACAGGAAGAUAACGUACGCCGACGAAGUCUCCAAAGUCUUCGCACUCCCAGCCCGUUCACGGCGGCGGAGCAGUGGUACACAACUGCUGGCGAAUUUGUUGGCGCGCGUGGUAAUGGUGCGGAUACCUUCUGGAACGAGCAAAGUAAUGAGAAAAAUAUAGGCGGAGGUACAGCCCAGCCACAUCUGGCUCCCCUCAACACUGGUCCGUCUCCUGCCCCGGAGGUGGUAGAGGAGCCGACACAGCAAAUCUCGGAUAGGGAUCGCCCAGCCGACCAGAAAUCGAUAGUAGCCAGCCUUUAUGAGGAUGCGGAUGAAGAAUUUGACGAUGACGAUUCGGAUGAUAUUGACCGAGCCGCCCUCGCUAAAAUCCUAAGUGAACCACUUGACAGCCCAGUGUCAUCUGAUGAGGAUAUAUAUGAAGACUUUCCGCCUGUGCCUACUGUAUCAGAGACUACGCGACACGAGGAUCGAGAAGACGCAUUUGACUAUGAAAACUUUUUCCUACACAGUGCAUUGGGAAAUUACUCAAGAGAUAAGGCCUACCAGCGCCGUCAAAGUUAUAGCUCCGCCGGAUCCGUGGAGACUACAAGGCCAGGGAGUCAGGCAACUGUUUACUUAGACACGUCACCACGAGGCAGGAAGCGCCAUGUGCGAAAUAAUAGCGCUGAUACAAUAUCCACGACAGCUUCCUUUGAGACAGCUACAGAAGGGGCGGAAUACGGCGACGACAACGAGGAUAGCGCCGACGAAAUUGAGAAAGCGUUGUACGGGAGCAUGAACGGGAAAGGGAUGAAGUAUUCCCACUCCGACCUUCAAUUCCGCCAACAAUAUCAAGACUCCCAAACCACCAGCCGACAACAGACUCUCCAAACCGUCAUCUACGCUAACGGUUCCGUCUCACCCACUCCUCUCUCCACUGUCUCUACGCCGCGCGCAUCAAUUAAAAACACCAGCAAUAAUAACAAGAAAUUCGGCAGCCAUCACCGAGGCCACAGCCGCCAUCACUCCAACAACGCUUCUACCUCACUUCGCGAAGCUGCUGCACACUUACGCUCCCCAACAGUCAUGAUAUCCUCUCUUAUAUCGUCCGCCGCGACACAAUUGUAUACGUCAGAGUCGGAAGUCGACCAAGUAAUAUUCGACGCGCGGCUCAGCCAGGAUGACACUAAAGUGAUGGAAGGGCUUCUCCAGAGCCUGGGCAAAGUAGCGCUACAACUGCAGUUGUCGUCUAAUAACAGCGAUAAACGGUCGAGCGCGGACGAGAGGUCUUCCGUUCUUUUCCGGAGGAGGCUGGACGCCGCAAGGAGGGUGUUGGACGGACAAUUAGAUGUUUAA
Messenger RNA from Histoplasma mississippiense, 3024 nucleotides. RefSeq lists its product with no specific name. The record is from RefSeq and is a predicted model, not a curated record. Lineage: Eukaryota; Fungi; Ascomycota; Eurotiomycetes; Onygenales; Ajellomycetaceae. Bases 1 to 3024 code for a protein of 1007 amino acids. The transcript has 3 exons.